Arachis stenosperma is the source of this 1653-nucleotide messenger RNA. RefSeq names its product peroxisome biogenesis factor 10. The record is from RefSeq and is a predicted model, not a curated record. Gene Ontology annotation, cellular component: peroxisomal membrane. The coding region runs from base 234 to 1397 and encodes 387 amino acids. Gene Ontology annotation, molecular function: zinc ion binding. Lineage: Eukaryota; Viridiplantae; Streptophyta; Magnoliopsida; Fabales; Fabaceae. The transcript is spliced from 12 exons. Gene Ontology annotation, biological process: protein import into peroxisome matrix.
AAACUUUUUUAACAUAUCAAUGGCACACUCCCAAAGUCCCGAACGGAAGACACACUUGUUUGCGUACUGCUUCUGCCUCAGUUCCUUCCUCUGCAACCACCUCUCCACUCCUCUCUCUCUUUCUCUCUCACUCUGCUUCACGUCUCCCUGCCACCAGCACCUCUUGUCCGCUGUCACCGUCGCCAUCUUCCUGCAGGCUUUGCUGUAAGAAAGAAGGGAAGAAACAAUUAAUCAUGGGUUGGGGUCACAUUGGAAGAAAUGGCAGUGAUGAAGCUGGUCCUAGCAGCACCGUCCCCACAACCACCGAGCCACGGCGGUUCCCGCUGGCUGCUCAGCCGGAGAUGAUGCGUGCUGCUGAGAAGGAUGAGCAGUAUGCCUCUUUCGUCUAUGAAGCCUGCCGCGACGCCUUCCGGCACCUCUUUGGUACAAGGGUUGCUGUUGCUUAUCAAAACGAGACAAAACUCUUGGGACAAAUGUUGUAUUAUGUUCUCACAACAGGAUCAGGGCAGCAGACACUUGGGGAGGAGUACUGUGACAUCACUCAGGUUGCUGGUCCUUAUGGGCUGCCUCCUACCCCUGCAAGGCGUACUCUUUUCAUUGUAUACCAGACAGCGAUUCCUUAUAUUGCAGAUCGUAUUAGUUCACGAAUUGCUUCCCGUGGCAUUGCCCUCGCUGAUUCAGAGUUUGCGGAGAGUUAUGGUGAUAGUGCUAUCAGGAGCAGUAAUUCACAGGAGUCUGUGGCUAGUCCUUUAACAUCAGGACAACAUAGUACAACUCUUUCAAGAUUGAAGCAAAAACUGAGUGGUUUUUGGUUGCAUGUGGUUCAGCAAUGGCCUGCGAUGCUCCCUUUUGUGCGUGAAUUGAUACAGCUGGUUCUUCGUGCUAAUCUAAUGCUGUUCUACUUUGAAGGCCUUUAUUAUCAUAUAUCCAAGCGUGCUGCAGGCAUUCGUUAUGUCUUCAUUGGAAAACCAUCAAAUCAAAGACCCAGAUACCAAAUACUAGGAGUAUUUCUGCUGAUUCAACUUUGUGUAAUAGCUGUGGAACGGCUACGUCGAAGAAAUUUAUCUUCAAUUGCUGGCUCAGUUCAUCAGGCAUCCUUUGCAACCCAACAGAGAUCAGCAGGACAUGGUUUGCCUGUUCUGAAUGAAGAAGGUAAUCUGGCAUCUCUAGAUACUGACGAAGGAGGUUGGGUCUUUGAUUCUUCAUCUUCGGAGUAUGGAACUAGCAAAUGCACUCUCUGCCUAAGUAAUCGUCAACAUCCAACAGCUACAUCCUGUGGCCAUGUAUUUUGCUGGAACUGUAUCACAGAAUGGUGCAAUGAAAAGCCAGAAUGUCCUCUUUGCCGCACCCCAAUAACACAUUCAAGUCUAGUUUGUGUGUAUCAUUCAGACUUCUAGAGUAUGCAUUUCUUCAGCUGCAAUCUCUUGUAUAAAAGAGAGAGGAUAUAUCAUGAAAGGCAACAUUUUUCUUGUCUUGAAUCUUGCAAGGAUUUUAUUUUUUUAUUUAUUUAUAAUGAUGUCAUUACAAGGGAUACUUGGAUGUUCCUGGAGUAUGUUUAUGUUUAAUUAAUUGAAACAUUUACAACCACUCAAUUUAUGUGGUUUUUGUAUAACUACUAACAUUAAAAUGAAAAUAUAUGGUGGUUUAUGUUUG